Messenger RNA from Cololabis saira (Pacific saury), 353 nucleotides. It is a transcript of the gene rps28, whose product is annotated as ribosomal protein S28. Gene Ontology annotation, biological process: translation; ribosomal small subunit assembly; maturation of SSU-rRNA. The coding region runs from base 38 to 247 and encodes 69 amino acids. Gene Ontology annotation, cellular component: ribosome; cytosolic small ribosomal subunit. Gene Ontology annotation, molecular function: structural constituent of ribosome. The transcript has 4 exons. Lineage: Eukaryota; Metazoa; Chordata; Actinopteri; Beloniformes; Belonidae. The record is from RefSeq and is a predicted model, not a curated record.
GCACCACGUGACUUCCUUUCUGCUCUAAGCUGACAACAUGGACGCCAGCCGCGUGCAGCCGAUCAAGCUCGCAAGAGUCACCAAAGUGCUCGGCAGAACUGGUUCCCAGGGACAAUGUACACAGGUCCGUGUGGAGUUCAUGGAUGACAGCAACCGCUCCAUCAUCAGGAAUGUGAAGGGCCCAGUCAGAGAAGGAGAUGUGUUAACCCUCCUCGAGUCCGAAAGAGAAGCCAGGAGGCUGCGAUAGUGCCCGCUGAAAUUGGGGUGCCGAUCCAGGAGUUGAUGCCGUCGGGUUCACCAUGGACUAGAUCUCCUUUUCAGAUGUUUUGAAAUAAAAUUGGAUAUUGAGAUGA